Messenger RNA from Papaver somniferum (opium poppy), 1983 nucleotides. RefSeq names its product probable leucine-rich repeat receptor-like protein kinase At1g35710. The transcript is spliced from 4 exons. Gene Ontology annotation, cellular component: plasma membrane. Gene Ontology annotation, biological process: protein phosphorylation; hormone-mediated signaling pathway. Lineage: Eukaryota; Viridiplantae; Streptophyta; Magnoliopsida; Ranunculales; Papaveraceae. Gene Ontology annotation, molecular function: protein binding; protein kinase activity; ATP binding. The record is from RefSeq and is a predicted model, not a curated record. Bases 1 to 1983 code for a protein of 660 amino acids.
AUGUUACCAGUUCCAAAAUUUGCUUGUGCUACUUUGCUAAUGGUGGCUUUACUUUUGGUCUCAUUUUACAACGUUGAUGUUUUUGCUUUUAAUUACUCUUCUGCUUCUUCAGUAGCUCAUAAAAAACAGUCACAUGCAGAUGCAGUAGUUGAAGAAGUGGAAUCUCUUUUGAAAUGGAAAUCAACUCUUGUUAACCAAAGUGGCUCUCUCCUCCAUUCUUGGAAGACAAGCUCUACUGGUAGUGUAAUAAGUCCAUGCAGCCUUGACUUUUAUGACAACAAACUCUUCGGAUCCAUUCCCCCUCAAAUUGGUAAUCUUUCAAAACUUACCCACCUUGAUCUUUCUAUGAAUAAGCUUUCCGGGCAUAUUCCACCUGAAAUAGGAUCCCUCACAAGUUUGCAUGUAUUAGACAUUCAUCAAAAUCAUAUCAGUGGUUCAGUCCCUAAUUCUAUAUGUAACCUGAGCAACCUAGACACUUUAUACUUUGAUCAAAAUAUCCUCUCUGGUACUAUUCCUCAAGAAAUCGGAACUCUAAGGUCUCUUACUAACCUUGAUUUCUCCAACAACAGUCUCACUGGUCCAAUCCCUACUUCCGUAAGUAAUCUGAGCAACCUAUUCGGUUUAUAUCUUCAUGAAAAUCAACUCUCUGGUUCCAUUCCUCAAGAAAUCGGAAGCCUAAGGUCCAUUACUAAAAUAGUAUUAGCAAGAAACAAAAUUACUGGUUCAGUUCCUAUUUCAUUGUGCAACUCCACUAAUUUAACACACCUACUUCUUUUCCAAAAUCAUCUCUCUGGUACCAUUCCUCGAGAUAUCGGGAAGCUAAGGAAUCUUAAUGUACUUCAAUUGUCCAGAAACAAUCUCAGUGGUCCAAUUCCUACAUCUGUAUGUAAUCUCAGCAACAUGUUCCUUUUGUUCGCUUAUGAAAAUCAACUUUCUGGUAGCAUUCCUCAAGAAAUCGGAAGACUAAAAUCUCUUACUGACUUUGUAUUGUAUUAUAAUAACCUCGUUGGCCCGAUCCCCAACUCUAUAUGUAACUUGAGGAAACUAAACAGACUUAUCCUUGUCGGGAAUCAACUUUCUGGUACCAUUCCUCAAGAAUUAGGGAGGCUAAGGUCUCUUCUUGACUUAAGAUUAUAUGCAAAUAAUCUAGUUGAUACAAUCCCUACUUCUUUAUGUAAUUCGACAAAUGGAAUGGUAUCCAACUUGGAGUGUCUAGACUUAUCAGACAAUAAGCUUACCGGACCGAUCCUCACACAACUUGGAGAUUGUUCGAACUUAUUCUUUUUGAACUUGAGUACGAACAGUUUUAAUGAAAGUAUUCCAUCUCAGAUUGGAACCUUAAGUUCGUUGUCACUCUUGUUGGAUCUUAGUCAAAAUGAGCUCACUGGAAAGAUACCGUCUGAUCUCGGGAAUUUGAACAAACUGGAAAGCUUGAAUUUGUCUCAUAACAAGCUUUCUGGUUCAAUCCCACUUUCAUUUGAAGAAAUGGUUAGCUUGACCACUGUUGAUAUUUCUUAUAAUGAAUUGAGUGGUCCUAUUCCAAAUAUGAAGGCGUUUAAAGAUGCUCCUUUUGAUGCGCUGAAGAACAACAAAGGCUUAUGUGGUGAUCACUCUGGAGGUCUUACACCAUUUCUCGCUAUUCUUUUUGGCUUUCGAAAAAGACUAGGUAGAAAUGGCAAGCAGUUGGAUCAAACUAAAGCCAAGGAUACCAGGAAGAAUUUAUUCUCAAUAUGGAAUUUUGAUGGGAAACUAGUCUUUGAAGAUAUAAUUGAAGCAACGGAAGAUUUUGACACCAAAUACUGCAUUAGAACGGGAGGGUAUGGAACUGUUUACAAAGCAGAGCUACCAACAAGCCAGGUCGUUGCUGUGAAGAAACUGCACUCAUCAGACGAAGAUUCGGAAAUAUUUGAUCUGAAAUCUUUCGAAAGUGAAGUUCAUGCAUUGACGGAAAUUCGGCAUCGGAACAUCAGAGGGGAAGCUUGA